Ruditapes philippinarum (Manila clam) is the source of this 3381-nucleotide messenger RNA. Its product is annotated as DNA topoisomerase 3-alpha-like. The record is from RefSeq and is a predicted model, not a curated record. Gene Ontology annotation, biological process: DNA topological change. The transcript is spliced from 30 exons. Bases 139 to 3309 code for a protein of 1056 amino acids. Gene Ontology annotation, molecular function: zinc ion binding; oxidoreductase activity; heme binding. Gene Ontology annotation, cellular component: nucleus; chromosome. NCBI's taxonomy places the organism in Eukaryota, Metazoa, Mollusca, Bivalvia, Venerida, Veneridae.
CAUUUGGGUUAAUUGCUAAACUCUUCAAAAUGGCGGCUUUUUAGAAAAAUAAUGAGAUUAUGUUAUUUGCAAUUUUCAUUACCAUUUUGUGUUGUCAGAGCACACAGAUAAAAUAAAUAGUUGUUUUGUGUUCAAGUAAUGAACAUUUUGAAAGUUUUUAGGCGUAAGUAUUGUUCGAUUGCUGCUGAGAAAAUGGUGAAGGUACUGAAUGUUGCAGAGAAAAAUGAUGCUGCUAAGUCGAUUGCAGAAGUGAUGUCAAGAGGGAGAACAAAUCGGAGGGAAGGAUUUUCCAGAUUUAACAAGAUUUAUGAGUAUGAGUACAUGUUGUUUAACCAGAAAUGUAACAUGAUGAUGACAUCAGUUUCCGGCCAUCUUCUUGGUAUGGAUUUUAUAGGGCAAUACAGAAAAUGGAACAGCUGUAGCCCAGCUUCAUUGUUUGAUAUACAAGUGGAAAAAUACUGUCCUGAAAAUUUCACAGAUAUUAAGCGAACAUUGGAACGAGAGGUAAGAGGUGCUCAGUUCCUUGUUAUAUGGACAGAUUGUGAUAGAGAAGGGGAGAAUAUAGGAUUUGAGGUCAUACAAGUUUGUAAAGCAGUAAAACCAAACAUUCAAGUGUACAGGGCGAAGUUUUCAGAGAUAACACCACAAGCAAUAGCCAGAGCCUGUCAAAAUCUGAUACCACCUGAUAAACGAACAAGUGAUGCUGUAGAUGUUAGAAUGGAGCUUGAUCUACGGAUAGGUGCUGCGUUCACCAGAUUUCAAACCAAGAGAUUACAGAAAAUAUUUCCAAGUGUUUUAGCGGAUCAAUUAAUAAGUUACGGAAGUUGUCAGUUUCCAACACUCGGUUUUGUUGUAGAAAGAUAUAAACAAGUGCAGGCUUUUGUACCAGAACCUUUCUGGAAACUUAAAGUAUCUUACAAACUGGAUGAUAUAAUGGUGGACUUUAACUGGAAAAGGGUGAGAUUAUUUAACUACAUGGCGUGUUUUGUUUUAUAUCAAAACUGUCUAGAGUCCCCACAAGCAAAGGUGGUGGAUACAAAAGGUCGGAGUAAAAGCAAGUGGAGACCUGUAGCUUUGGAUACAGUGGAAUUAGAAAAGUUGGCAUCUAGAAAGUUACGUAUUAGUGCCAAAGAAACAAUGAAGAUUGCUGAGAAGUUGUACACAAGUGGAUUCAUCAGUUACCCAAGAACUGAGACUAACAUGUUUGCCAAGGAGAUAGAUCUAGCUUCAAUGGUUGAGAAUCAAACAAGGGACCCAAACUGGGGAGAGUUUGCCAGUAGAGUGUUGGAGCGAGGGCCGACACCUAGAAAUGGUAACAAGACAGAUAAUGCCCAUCCCCCUAUACACCCCACCAAGUAUACUGACAGUCUACAAGGUAAUGAGAAGAAGUUGUACGAGUUUAUAGUUCGACAUUUCCUGGCUUGUUGUUCCCAAGAUGCACAAGGCUUCGAGACAACUAUAGAAAUAAACGUGGCUGAUGAACAGUUUACAGCUCAAGGCCUGAUGGUUACAGCCAAAAAUUAUUUAGAAGUAUACAUCUAUGAAAAAUGGAAUGCCAAGGAAAUACCAGUGUUUGAGAAAGGAGAUGAAUUUGAACCAACAUCAAUAGAGAUGAACAAUGGCGAGACAUCACCCCCACCACUGUUGAGUGAAGCAGAUCUGAUUGCAUUAAUGGACAAACAUGGGAUAGGUACUGAUGCAACCCAUGCUGAGCAUAUAGAAACAAUAAAGUCAAGGAAUUAUGUUGGUGUACGGCCUGAUGGGAGAUUUGUACCCGGCCAACUAGGGAUGGGACUUGUUGAAGGAUAUGAUGCAAUGGGAUAUGAAAUGUCAAAACCACAUCUGAGGGCUGAAUUGGAAGCUGAUCUGAAAAAGAUAUGUGAAGGGAGAAAAGAAAAACAGGAGGUGUUAGAUGCACAAGUUAGAAAGUAUAGAGAGGUGUUCCUUGAAGCUUGUAGACAGGCAGAGAAGAUAGAUGAGUCAUUAUCUACAUAUCUAGGUCAAGAUGCUCAACCUGCCCCACCCGAGGAACGGAUAGAGAUGUCUACCCCAGUAAUGAAAUGUCAUAUGUGUGGAUCAGAUAUGUUACUAAAACCAAAGAAAGACAAUAAAGGGUUUUAUAUAGGUUGUAUGGGAUAUCCAAAUUGUCGUAAUGCAGUAUGGCUGCCAGACUGUGUGGCAGAAGCAACUGUUAAUGACAGUACAUGUUCAAGGUGUGGUCCAGAUGUACAUCUAGUUAACUUCAAGUUUAAAAGAGGAUCAGUUCUUCCAACUAUACCAACAUCAUAUACAGGAUGUGUGGCUGGUUGUGAUGAUAUAUUAACUACAGACAUAGGCAUUAAAGUUUCUAGAUCUUCUACACAGACUACACAGAGAAAUAAUGGUCCUAUGAGAAGUCAGAAUGAUUCUGGUAUAGGGAGUUCUCUUAAUUCUUCAACAAGUUCUGUAUCAUCUAGAAACUACUCUACACAAUCAUCUACACAGUCUGUCAGUGCUAGAAACAGUUAUCCUAAUACUGCAAGGACCAAUCAAAAUACAUUUAACAACUCUAGCUUUACAUCACCUCCUAGCCAAUCAAAUCAAUGGAAUUAUAAUAGAACCAAUCAAAAUACAGCUAGGAAUUAUGAGACUUCUAGGACACCAUUGGCACCUUUGGCAGGAAGUUCAGGGAAUUCUGGGAAUUCAGAGUCAGGGAACAAUGUGGUGUGUAAUUGUGGGAAUGAUGCAAUACAACUUACUGUGAGGAAAGAAGGACCAAAUACUGGGCGACAGUUUUAUAAAUGUGGAAGUUCAGCAUGUAAUUUUUUCCUGUGGUCAGAUGAGGCUGGUAAUGAUGGAGGUGGUGGUGGUAGUGGUGGUGGCGGGCAUACCACGAACAGAUCAAGCUCAACCAGUUACACCAGUAACCGUUACACAAACAACAACAACUUUAAUCCUCCACCUAGUAAUCAUAGAAAUCAAAAUACAGAUCCUGGUGAGGCAGUGACAUGUCAGUGUGGUCAGACAGCAAAAAGUUUAACUGUCCAAAAAGAGGGACCAAACAAAGGGAGACAAUUCUAUGCAUGUCCCGCCCCACGAGGAGAGGGUUGUAAUUUCUUCCAGUGGGCAGAUGAUCAGCCUGGGGGAGGAGGAUUUUCCUCAGGAGGUGGUGGUGGUGGUAGAGGUAGGGGAGGAGGUAACGUUAGUCGAGGUGGAGGCAGGAAAAGAUCAGCACCAGGUGAUGACGGGGCACCUGUUAAAAGAGCAGCUAAGAAAUGUGGGCUGUGUGGAACUGAAGGUCACACCAAAAGAACAUGUCCGCACAGAUGACAAGUCCCAUUUCAUACGAAAGUUGAUUGUUAUUUAUUUGUUAAUUAUUAUAAUAAAUUUAUGUGAUAUGCA